Messenger RNA from Conger conger (European conger), 1754 nucleotides. Its product is annotated as C-X-C chemokine receptor type 4-like. Gene Ontology annotation, molecular function: chemokine receptor activity. Bases 134 to 1207 code for a protein of 357 amino acids. The record is from RefSeq and is a predicted model, not a curated record. The transcript is spliced from 2 exons. Gene Ontology annotation, cellular component: membrane. Lineage: Eukaryota; Metazoa; Chordata; Actinopteri; Anguilliformes; Congridae. Gene Ontology annotation, biological process: neurogenesis; G protein-coupled receptor signaling pathway; chemotaxis.
GUAAACAAACUCCUCCCGUGGGAGGGGUCCCGACGGCCUUGAAGUAUUUAAAAAGUUGCAGUUACUUUUGAAGACACAAGAGAAACUUGCGGAGAAGCGUCCCGAAAGUGGAGUCAGGUCCAUUGCACACAUCAUGUCUUAUUUUGAACACAUCGUGUUUGAGGAUGAGCUCAACAGCUCUGAAUCUGGCUCAGGAGACUUUGAGGUCAUUUUUGUGGAGCCUUGCGAUCGAGAACGCAACAGUGAAUUUCAAAGGAUCUUCCUACCGACCGUGUACGGAUUAAUCUUCGUUUUGGGCAUCGUCGGCAAUGGACUUGUAGUCGUGGUGAUGGGCUGUCAGAAAAAGUCGAGAACUAUGACCGACAAAUAUAGGCUUCACCUUUCCGUGGCGGAUCUCCUGUUCGUCCUCACUCUGCCUUUCUGGGCUGUGGAUGCCGCAAGCAGCUGGUAUUUCGGAGGGUUCCUCUGCGUGGCUGUGCACAUGAUCUACACGGUCAACCUCUACAGCAGCGUACUGAUUCUGGCCUUCAUCAGCCUGGACAGGUACUUGGCAGUGGUGCAUGCUACCAACAGCCAGGCUCCCAGGAAACUCCUAGUGGAGAGGGUGAUCUACAUGGGCGUUUGGCUGCCUGCGACCCUCCUUACAGUGCCGGACCUGGUGUUCGCCAAAACCCAGGAGACCGUCUCCAGGACCAUGUGCAUUCACAUAUACCCCCUGGAGACCAGCUCCUUCUGGAUGGCCGCCUUCCGCUUCCAGCACGUCUUCGUGGGCUUCGUCAUCCCGGGUCUGAUCAUCCUCAUCUGCUACUGCAUCAUCAUCGUCAAGCUCUCCCAAGGCUCCACCGGCCAGCAGAAACGCAAGGCGCUGAAGACCACCGUCAUCCUCAUCGUGUGCUUCUUCAGCUGCUGGCUGCCCUACUGCGCAGGCAUAUCUGUGGACACCCUGAUGAUGCUCAACGUGAUCCCUCACAGCUGCGCCCUGGAGCAGUCCCUUCAAACGUGGAUCUCCAUCACAGAGGCCCUGGCCUACUUCCACUGCUGCCUCAACCCCAUCCUCUACGCCUUCCUGGGAGUUAAGUUCAAGAAGUCAGCGCGGACUGCACUGACCACCGGCAGGGGGUCGAGCUUGAAAAUACUGGCCAAAAAGAAAGGUGGACAUUCAUCUGUCUCCACAGAAUCCGAGUCUUCAAGCUUCCACUCUAGUUAACAGUGGCUUAUUACAAUUCUGUUGGGGAGACUUGGAAAGCUUUCUUUGUACAAAAUGGGACAAACUAGCCUACACGUUUUAACUGUAAAUAGUUUUGUUUUUGUUUUGUUUUUUAAAGUGUGUGUUCUUAUUUAAGAUUUUGCUAUCUGUUAACAUUCGAGAAGAAAGUGUGGAAUGUUCAGGCAGAGCCUGCUGACCAUUGAUUGGUCAUGCCCUUUUUUGUAAAAUGUGUAAAUACUGUAUGGAUCAAGCCAACGCCACUUUUUAAUCAAGUCAACACAGGAGAUCAAGUACUUUUCAAUGUGGUUGAUCAGAGGGGCAACACUUCUUCAAAGCUGUGUUAGAAUUAAACUUGUCUUGUAUUCACUUUAUGGAACGUGUGACUAAUUAGAGGUUUACCUUACUUUGUAUGUUAGCACUUGAUUGUCUUAUUCACUUAGACGCAGCUAUUUAACACGUUUAGUUAACGCUUUUAAAGGAGUGCCCAAAUCAUUUCAUAAUUUCUGCCAUGACAGCUCAAAUGUUCAGAAUAAAAAUCCAAACACAA